Messenger RNA from Conger conger (European conger), 1845 nucleotides. It is a transcript of the gene nusap1, whose product is annotated as nucleolar and spindle associated protein 1. Gene Ontology annotation, cellular component: microtubule; mitotic spindle; nucleolus. The record is from RefSeq and is a predicted model, not a curated record. Gene Ontology annotation, molecular function: microtubule binding. The coding region runs from base 154 to 1512 and encodes 452 amino acids. The transcript is spliced from 12 exons. Lineage: Eukaryota; Metazoa; Chordata; Actinopteri; Anguilliformes; Congridae. Gene Ontology annotation, biological process: mitotic cytokinesis; establishment of mitotic spindle localization; mitotic chromosome condensation.
UGAAAAUUGGUGUUUUAACCGUCAGGCGCGAUUACAGGAUCCAAAACAGAGGCAAUUGACGGUGCGAGUUCGACACGAGAUCUCAGUGCAGCCUUUGUAAUUAGUUUAAACGUGUUUUACACUUAAAAAGAAAAGGAAAAAAACAUAAUUAAUAUGGAUUUGGAUUCACUUAAGUAUGCAGAUUUGCAGCGGCUGGCGAAGGAUGUUGGACUUAAAGCGAAUAUGAAGGCGGAUAAAUUGUUGAAAGCCCUCAAGGAGUACUACAACCAACAAAGUCCUACGGAAAAUGCAGAGGCUGAGAUCAGUGGAGAGACGGAGGACUCCAAUGCCCGCCAACCUUCACCAAACUAUGAGGGCACAGCGUUUGUCACUGAGCGCCGUGCGAGAGGCCAGAAGGCAAAGAGAAAGCAUUUGGCGGCAGAGGAGCCCGGAGCUGAACGCGAUGGCGGCUGGCUGCAGUCAUCAACAGAGGAGGCUGAGGAGGAACCUGGCGAAGCCGCAGAAGGGGCGGGGAGCUCUAAGAGGAGGAAGCUGUCUUCCCAGGAGGAUUCUGGGACGGAGCCGACGGACGGGAGCUCGGAGGAGACCGAACCACACGGGGCGCCAGAGGGGCCUGUGGGAGGAGAAGAUCGGGGGCCAGCAAAGCCUGCUGGGAGAAUCCCUCGUCACGAAGGGCUUCUGAAAAAGACGAACAGGCCUGUGCUGAAGCCAACCACACCAAACUUCAAGAAGCUCCACGAGGCUCACUUCAACAAGAUGGAGUCCAUCGACUUGUACCUCCAGAGGAAGAACAAGCAGAUGGAGGCCAUCAGGAACCCUGUUAAAGAAUUACAGAUGCUGUCAGAGAAGGCCAACAUCCUUAAACCAGUGGAGAAAAAAGCAGUGCAGAAGCCCAAGGUGAGCCGUGGCUCGCUGUUCAGCCCGGUGCCCCGGGACCGGGGGUCCAUCGCGGAGAAGCGCCGGCUGACCCAGCUGUCCGCCAGCAAGCCCGCCCUGAAGACCAGCGGCUCCUUCAGACCCAGCGUGCUGUCCACACGCAGGAUGAACGUCAGUUUUUCACAGAUGACGCAGGACAACGAGCACAAGCGCUCUCUGGUGAAGACCCCGGCCAGGAUGUCUCCCCACGUGGAGGAUGUUUCCACGCCGACCGAGCUGCUGAAGCCGGAGGGCAAGAAGCCUGCCGUCUCCAGCACCCGGACACCUGGUGUAAAAACCUUUGUUUUCAGCGGAAACACCAGCUUUUCCAACACUCCAGGAACACAGAAGAAAAACGCCUUCGACCUGAAGGCCAGUCUCUCCCGCCCCCUGUCCUACCAGCCACACAAAGGGAAGCUGAAACCAUUUUCUGAUGCUAACGAAAACGCAGCUCUUAAUACCUCUCAGUCACACCAGAAGAAAUACAAGCAGCACCAGGUCCAGACCAGGGUUGAGCGACGCACUCGCCAUGCACAGGACCGGAAGCAGAAGAAGGAGAAGGUGCUGGGGGCCAGGAGAGGCUUGGCAAUGUCCUGAGCCUUUUAUAUUUAAAAAUAACCGACUUCUGUAAAUACUCAUUUUAGCCUUGCCUUUUUUUUUUUUACUGACUGUGUACAAAUGUUUCUCAAGCUUUUGUCUAGAUUUGUAUAGCCUAUCUGCACAUCUUUUUCUGCUCUGCAACCUUUUUCCCCAGACUUGUUGGUUUAAAAAAAAAAAAAAAAUGUAAGUAGUUUGAAUUUUGAGUAAUUGAAAUGACACAUCUAAUUCUGUAUUUAAAGUUGUGUUUUCAGUGAUUGCUAAGUAGUUAUUUCAGUUUUAGUUUUUUUUUUUUACAUUAGCAGAUUAAAGGCACCAAUUAUCUGACAUUCA